GCGGUCAUGUGCGCGCAGCGGGCGGCCGCAGAGGAAGCCGGUCCAAGAUGGCGGGCGUGAGGCGUGUUCUUCCCCGGCGGCUGGUGGGCUUGGCGUCCCUUAGGGCUGUCAGCACCUUAUCUAUGGGCACUUUCCCAAAGCAGGUGAAAAUUGUGGAAGUUGGUCCCCGAGAUGGUCUACAAAAUGAAAAGAAUGUUGUACCUACACCAGUGAAAAUCAAGCUGAUAGACAUGCUUUCGGAAGCAGGACUUCCUGUCAUAGAAGCCACCAGCUUUGUGUCUCCCAAGUGGGUUCCUCAGAUGGCUGACCACACUGAAGUUUUAAAGGGCAUUCAGAAGUUUCCUGGCAUCAGCUACCCAGUCCUGACUCCAAAUAUGAAAGGCUUUGAGGCAGCGGUGGCUGCUGGCGCCAAGGAAGUAAGCGUCUUCGGAGCUGCCUCGGAGCUGUUCUCAAAGAAGAAUAUCAACUGCUCCAUAGAGGAGAGCUUCCAUCGCAUGGGUGAGGUCCUGCAGGCCGCGCAGGCUGCCGGGAUUCCUGUGCGGGGGUACGUCUCCUGUGUGCUCGGAUGUCCCUAUGAAGGGAAGAUCUCCCCGGCUAAAGUAGCUGAGGUCGCCAAGAAGUUGUACUCCAUGGGCUGCUACGAGAUCUCCCUGGGGGACACCAUUGGUGUGGGCACCCCAGGGCUCAUGAAGGACAUGCUGUCGGCUGUCACGCGUGAGGUGCCUGUGGCUGCAGUGGCUGUGCACUGCCAUGACACCUACGGCCAAGCCCUGGCCAACACCCUGAUGGCUUUGCAGAUGGGAGUGAGUGUCGUGGACUCCUCCGUGGCAGGACUUGGAGGCUGCCCCUAUGCACAGGGGGCAUCAGGGAACCUGGCCACCGAGGACCUGGUCUACAUGCUGACGGGUUUGGGGAUUCACACGGGUGUGAAUUUCCAGAAGCUCCUGGAAGCUGGGGACUUCAUCUGUCAAGUCUUGAACAGAAAAAACGGCUCCAAAGUGGCACAAGCUAGCUGUAAACUCUGAGCCCCUUGCCUCCCUGUAGACAGACUACAGAUUGCAUGGGAAUAGGAGUGCACACAGAUGAAUCCUGGAUGGGGAAAUGGAAAUGAAAUGAAAUUACAGGAGCAGGCACCUCUCCGCCCACUCUGCACACGGGGCUGUCCUGGCUGAAGUCCCGCCCUGUCCGGCCUUAGCGGGAGUGUGCAGCCUUGGUGGCGGGAAAUCUCCCCUUUGGGUGGGCCCGUUGACCCCAAGUUGAGUUGCACUUGGGAACCUGCUUGGGAUGAUCCUUAAGUCUCGUUCUAGGUUCAGCCUGCCAGCUAGCUAACCUCUGGACAGCCCCACCCUGUCGGUUCUGUGGGGCCCAUUACUGUCUUCUCAGGUUAAAAGGGGUGGAGCAGGUUGCUAUAAACGGCCAGUGGCCUUCUGCUGUCUAGUGGUGAGGGGGGCUAUCUGCCAACUCUUAUCCAUGGAAAACCUCUACUCUGAACAUGAUUUUUGAAAACAGCUGAUGUAAUUAAAGAUUUAAUUUUCCAGUGUAUAGUUGUGCAGAUUUAUGUAUUUAUGAGAGCAGAGGAAUAAAAUCUCUGCAACAUUGCAUUCA
This is a messenger RNA of Fukomys damarensis (Damara mole-rat), 1605 nucleotides long. RefSeq names its product 3-hydroxy-3-methylglutaryl-CoA lyase (gene Hmgcl). Gene Ontology annotation, biological process: L-leucine catabolic process; ketone body biosynthetic process. The transcript is spliced from 9 exons. NCBI's taxonomy places the organism in Eukaryota, Metazoa, Chordata, Mammalia, Rodentia, Bathyergidae. Gene Ontology annotation, molecular function: hydroxymethylglutaryl-CoA lyase activity. The record is from RefSeq and is a predicted model, not a curated record. The coding region runs from base 48 to 1025 and encodes 325 amino acids.